AUGAUCAAAUCUCAUCAACUUAUCACUGAAGAUAUACUAUUAAAUCAAUUUCAAAUAAUCGUUCAUCAAAAGAGACGUUCAACAAAUUAUAUUCAACAAUCUUUGGUUAUUGGAAAAGAUACAACAAAUCGAGUUUUUCGUCAUAGAAUGCAACAUAUAUAUGCAAAUGAUAAUUCAUUACCUCAACAUGAUACAGAGUUGUAUACACAAUCGACUCAUCUACAUCAACAUCCUAUGCAUCAUCAUUUACAAUAUCAACAUGAAAAUCCUUCUCUUUCACCUCAACAAUCAUCAACAAGUGAUGCCGAUGAAACAUCAACACCACCACCAUCACUCAAUAGAGGAGUAAAUGUUACGGUUGCUGCUAAAAUAGUUAAGAAAAAAAAACAACCAAAAAAGAAACGUAAAGAUCCAAAUGAACCUCAAAAACCAGUUUCUCCCUAUGCACUUUUCUUUCGUGAUACACAGAAUGAUAUCAAAAAGAAAUUAGCUAAUCCAUCAUUUGGAGAAAUUUCAAAAGUUGUUGCUCAUAUGUGGGAAAAUAUUGAACCAGAAGUUAAAGAACAAUAUAAACGUAAAGCAGCAGCAGCUAAAAAAGAAUAUCUUAAACAAUUAGCUGCAUAUCGUGCUGUUCAAGUUUCACAUCAAACACCUACUAUGCAUCAUAUACUUGGACAAAAUACAUUAUCAUUUGAUCCAAAUUCAAUGCAAAUACCAACAUCAAUUCAACAUCAACAAAAACAAUAUAAUACAUCAGGUAUUGGUGGACCUAUGAUGAGUGAUAAUAAUAAUUUUUUAUCACCAUCUCAUCAUCAUCAUCAUCACCUUGCAUCUUACAAUCAUCAUCAUCAUCACCAUCAUAAUCUUCAACAAUAUUGUCCUCCUCCACCACCACCACCACCUCCUCCUCCGACGUCAAUGCAACAACAAUUUAAUAAUUAUCAUUAUAUGAAUACAUAUUCACAAGAUACAUCACAUGUUUAUAAUCCAUCCGAUUCACAAAUACAUUUUUCCAAUCAUCAACAUCAUUUUGAUACACAACAAACAUAUAAUACUUAUGAUUCAAAUAAUAAUUUUGGAGAUCAACAACAAUAUGGUCUACUUCGACCAGCUAUUGAAUCUGAACUUUAUUCAUCAUAUUAUACACAAUCAUCAAAUGAUGUUGAUCAUUCAACUAUUGAUCAAUCAUCCAUAUCAUCAAUAGCAAAUGAAAAUUUAUUACAUAAUUUAAAUAAUAAUAAUACAACAUCAACAAAUAAUAGUAGUAAUAAUACACCACAUUAUACGGAUUUAACAGCUAUGCCAAUAUCAACAACAAAUGGAAUUAUUGAAAAACAUUAUGAUUUUGUUAGUAGUAUUCAACAUGGUACAACAACAUUGAAUGAUAUUGAUAAUCAUAAUAAAGACGAUGAUCAAUCUACAUUACCUAUAAGCAAUGAAAAUAAUUUUCAUUGGAAUCAAACAACAUGUCUAGCCACUCAGUGGUGA
Messenger RNA from Rotaria sp. Silwood1, 1488 nucleotides. The record is from the annotation of a GenBank genome assembly. Lineage: Eukaryota; Metazoa; Rotifera; Eurotatoria; Philodinida; Philodinidae.